AUGUUGCAGGAACGAAUAGCGAAAGGUAAGGAGACACGUGGCAAAGGUGAUUAUCCGACUAUGGACGAUGUACUGAGUGAUUGGGAUUCUGAAAGAGAUGGUAAAAAGAAAAAUGAGGAUGAUGAUCAGAAAUCAAGAGCCAAUACAAAUCUCGAAGAUGUUGACGACAUGAGAAAGAAUGAAGAAAAAAAACCAGCAGAAAAUGGUGAUGCGGAAGAAAAGAAAAAAGAGGAUAAAGGUGGUGAAGUUUGCUGCUUCUAG
Brugia malayi is the source of this 261-nucleotide messenger RNA. RefSeq lists its product as uncharacterized. NCBI's taxonomy places the organism in Eukaryota, Metazoa, Nematoda, Chromadorea, Rhabditida, Onchocercidae. The record is from RefSeq and is a predicted model, not a curated record. The transcript is spliced from 3 exons. The coding region runs from base 1 to 261 and encodes 86 amino acids.